Messenger RNA from Crotalus tigris (Tiger rattlesnake), 7354 nucleotides. RefSeq names its product POU class 2 homeobox 2 (gene POU2F2). The coding region runs from base 1137 to 3152 and encodes 671 amino acids. The record is from RefSeq and is a predicted model, not a curated record. Gene Ontology annotation, cellular component: nucleus. Gene Ontology annotation, biological process: regulation of transcription by RNA polymerase II. NCBI's taxonomy places the organism in Eukaryota, Metazoa, Chordata, Lepidosauria, Squamata, Viperidae. The transcript has 18 exons. Gene Ontology annotation, molecular function: RNA polymerase II cis-regulatory region sequence-specific DNA binding; DNA-binding transcription factor activity, RNA polymerase II-specific.
AAGCCUGCCAAAAGUCCCAUUCUACAAACGGUGCUGCACCAGUUGAGUAGUCCUCGACUUACGACGGUUGGGGGUCACGACAUUAAAAAGGUUGAGAACCACUGCUGUAGAUGUUAAUAUAGCCCAGAAACGGGGCUUUAACACACUGAGGAACCCAGGCACAUAACUAGCUUUAUGGAAAGCCAAUAGGAUUGUCUGAUGUCUGAAGGGAGAAUGUAUCUGAACAAGAGUAGAGAAGGUGGAUAUUUACAGGAUAAUCAAAGCCAUACCUGCGGCCAAAAGUUCAGAUUAUGCAACUCUAGUUGAUGGCACAUGUGAUUUCCCCUAAUUUAGUAAUGCAAUUAUGAACCCAACCCAGAGUCGUUUGCUUAAAGCAGGAUUAAGCAAAGCAAACCAUGAAUUAAGUGUGAUGACUGAGUCAAGGUACUGAAUUUGUUUUCCGCCCUUAUGAACACCACGUUCAGAGCCAGUUUAAUGUGUGAAAGUGCUGGCCUAGAAACCAGGAGGCUGUGAAUUCUAGUCCUUCCUUGGACAUGAAUGCUGCUGGGUGACCUUGGACCAAUCACCAAGAGACAGGUGAGUUCUAGUUUCGCCUUAGGUGUGAAAGGUGGCUGGUGAUUGGGCCAAUCAUUCUCUCAGCCCAACCUCACAGGGUUGUUUUGGUGGAGAAAAUGGGAGGAGGAAGGAGUAUUGUUAUGUUCCCCAUCUUGAGUCGUUUAUAAAAAUAAUAAAGGCAAAAUAAAAAUAAAAUUCAAGGGCUGAUUGGCUUCCCUUGGCAUUAUCCAUGGUGAGCAAUAAUGCCUCUUUUAGCCCACCCUGCACAAACAGGCCAGCCUACCACAUGGCUUUGCUAUUGGACUACAACUCCCAUGAUGGCCACCUACUAGGAAGGUUUGGAGGCAGCACUGAGAAGGAAUACAGAGAUUGUGGCCUUUGGGAAAAAAAAAAUUCAACAGCCAUUAUGCUAAUAAUCCCCUUCAUCUGGAUAGACAGAACUGAAAAUACAAGUGAAAGAAUGUGAAGAAACAUAGCACUAGGACAAUUUUUCCCCAGAUCACCAGUCUUUUUGUUAGCUCCUGGAUGUAAAAUUAUGGGGUGCAUCCGCUUUGCUUUGGUGCUGGACUGGACUGGAGUGAAUGUACUACAGCUGCUACUUCUGCCUCAAAGAAGUAAGAAUGUCUAAGCCCUUGGAACUGGAAAAGAUGCGCCUGGAGCUGCAAGAAGACCACACAGAUACAGAAAGAAAUGGACCUGACACAAACCAUCAGACUCAGCAGAGCAAAUCUUCCCCGUUCUCCCCAUCCCCAACCAUCACGGGCACCAAGAUCAAAGCUGAAGACUCUGCAGAAAUGCCUCCGGCUCCAGUGUCAGCCCCAGCCCCAGCCCCCCAAGCUCAGCAGCCGCACCUACCCCAGGCUCAGCUCAUGUUAGCGGGCAGCCAACUUGCUGGGCUCACUGCCCUGAUGCCCGCCCAACAGCAGCUGCUCCUGCAGCAGGCGCAAGCACAGCUUUUGGCAGCUGCCGUGCAGCAGUCUAAUGCUGCCGCCGCCGCCGCUGCCUCCUCCUCCUCUCAGCAACCUGGGGCUGAACUGCCAGCACCACAGAGCCAGCCCCAGACGCCCCAGCUGGCCUUGUCCCAACCCAUCCAGCUCACGGCACAGGAUAUCCAGCAGCUGCUGCAGCUCCAGCAGUUAGUCCUUGUCCCAGGGCACCCCCUGCAGCCCCCUGCACAGUUCCUGCUGCCACAGGCCCAGCAGGGACAGCAAGGGCUGCUUCCGACACCAAAUUUAUUUCAGCUACCUCAGCAAAAUCCAGGGAGCCUCCUGUCGAACCAGCCUCGUGCAGGACUCCCAGCACAGCAAGUGACUCGGCCUGGCCUCCCCGAGUCCCACCUCACUCACUCACAGCCACCCAAAUGCCUGGAGACCCCUUCGCACCCCGAGGAGCCCAGCGACCUGGAGGAGCUGGAACAGUUCGCCCGCACCUUCAAACAACGGCGCAUCAAGUUGGGCUUCACACAGGGUGACGUGGGGUUGGCUAUGGGGAAGCUUUAUGGGAAUGACUUCAGCCAAACGACCAUCUCGCGCUUUGAGGCACUGAACCUCAGCUUCAAGAACAUGUGCAAACUCAAACCUCUUCUGGAGAAAUGGCUGAAUGACGCUGAGACAAUGUCGGUGGACUCCACGCUUCCCAGCCCCAACCAGCUGAGCAGCCCCAACCUGGGUUUUGACGGGCUGCCAGGCCGACGUCGUAAGAAACGGACCAGCAUUGAGACCAAUGUCCGCUUUGCAUUGGAAAAAAGCUUUCUAGCGAACCAGAAGCCUACCUCAGAGGAGAUCCUACUUAUUGCCGAACAGCUGAACAUGGAGAAGGAGGUGAUUCGUGUCUGGUUCUGCAACCGCCGCCAGAAAGAGAAACGGAUCAACCCUUGCAGCUCUGCUCCCAUAUUGCCUGCCCAGAGCAAGCCUGCUGGCUACAGCCCUCUCAUGGUGACCAGCACAGGCAGCGGCACGAGUUUGCCUCUCUCCCAGGCUUCCAGUAGUCUGAGCACAACAGUUACUACCUUGUCCCCAACAGUCUGCUCCCUAACCCCCAGUCGGACAGCGGUCGGAGCAGGGGGCACCACCCUCAACUCGGUCACGCCACCCCCGAGCAACAGCACAAAUCCCAGCCCUCAGAGCAGCAGCCAUCCAGCUCUCAGCUUGCAAGCCCUGAAUCCCAGUACAGGAAGCACAGUGCUAGGGGUGAAUGCAGGGUUAAACUCAGCGCUAAUGGCCACCAACCCACUGGCCACCAUACAAGCCCUGGCCACUGGUGGAAGCCUGCCAAUUACCAGCCUUGAUGCCAGUGGUAACUUGGUUUUGGGUACCACUGCAGGCACAACUGGAAGCCAGAGCAUCGUGACCUCGCCGCUCUUCCUCAACCACGCGGGCCUGCCUUUGCUGAGUGCUGCUCCCGGAGGCGUGGGGCUGGUGUCAGCAGCUGCUGCCAUGGCUGCUUCUAUGCCUAGCAAGUCCCCUACCCUGACUUCCUCCUCCUCCUCUUCCUCCUCCUCCUCUUCUUGUUCCUCAUGCAGCUCCUCCACUGACAUGGCGCAGACAAUGGGGCAAGUUGGUCCUGGAUCCACCGAAUCGGAUGCCAAGAUGGAGUGAGGACUCAGGAGCAUCCACGCUGCCUUUUCUGACAUGGCGGGGGUAGCCAGGAGUGGACGUACAAACCGACACAUGAAACCAAAAAAAAAACAAAAAACCCCAAAACCCAAGCAAACCAAAACCACCAAAACCAAACAAAGAAAUGUCAGCAACAGCCAAACGAGAAGAAAAACAACCCAAAAAUAAUAAUAACCUAAAGCAAACAAGCAAAGCAAAAAGGGGGGGGGGGAAAGGAAGAAACCAAAAAAAAAAAAAAAAUUCCCCAAACCUUUGGCAUUCAUUUGUUUUUCCCCUCUGCAAAAGGUGACAGUCGAUGAUCUGUUUGAUUCCUUUUAACGACUUAUCUUUUUUUUCUUUCAUCUGCUCGUUUCCUGGACAGUAUUAGAAAGGAAACCAAUAAAUGGGGAUAAUUUUUUUUUGUAAAAAAAGAAAAAGAAAAAAAAAAUACUUUUAAAAGAACCUUUAAAAAAUCCUUAAGGGGAAUACAAAUCUCACACCAAAAAUCACCAGUUCUAGCUUCACCCAAAGCUUUUUACAAACUUUUCUAUCUUCAGUGUCUGGUCGAAUGUCUUUCAAAAUGCUUUUAUUUAUUCUUAUUUAUUCUUUCCCUUUUCCUUGGAUCCAGAAAGGGUUGGACAGGAAAAGAACGGAUUGAUUUAAUUUUAGGAUCUUCCUAUAAAUAUGUUCUUUUAUUUUUUAAAUGGUUAACAAAUGUUUCUGCUUUUUUUGCUCUCUCUUUUUUAAAAUGAAACAAAUACAAAGCUUUAUACAUAUAUGGCGAUUCUUAUAAGGAAUGAAGACUAGGGUUUUCAAAGGCAAUAAUGAAAAUCAGACACCUGGUUCCCACUAUGGAAGCUGGUGUCUUGACUGAUGUCCUGCAAUGAGUUUUUCUGAAGUUAUUUCUGCUGCUUCUUGCUUGCAAAGAGACUAUUUGAUUAAUCAGCCAUGGGAUAGGCUCCACUGAAGCAGUUUGUGAUCACAAAAUUCAGAUUACUUGCCAGCCAAUAUCUAUAUUAGUUCUCUGGGGCUUAAAGCAAGAAGGAGGUGAGGAACAAAAUUUCUAUGUUGAAGACCCUCCUGAGAUAUGGAUGCAUUGCAAACAUUUGGUGCAUCAAAACCCGGAUAUUUGCAAUGCUCGUUUCUGUCUCUCUCAAAAACUCUCCCAUUCCGACAAUAAGGAUGAAGGAAUUACAUCCAGCUGGAAUUACUUUAUUAAUAUUAACUGGAUUUCUCAGAGGGUGUAUAAUAUAAGUACUUUUUGCAGGAUAAGAAGCAUUAUUGAAAGUCUGAGUCUUCACCUUUUUAAGAAUAGGCAGCACUAAAUCCGUACUUUUUUUCUAUCAGCUUGAAUCUUUUCUUUGCCAGCUUUAAUUUUCUAUUGAGCUUAGCUAAAAAAUUUUUUUUUUAAAUUGGUUUUGCCUGGGGUUAGUAUCAGGGGUUAUUUUUCUGAAAACAGGAUGUGUGGUUUUUUUAUUUUUAUUAUUACUAUUAUUAUUUUUAUAGCUGUGUUCCGAAAAAAAAAAUACUCAUAUACCAGUGCCUGACAAAAACCAAAACACAAAAAAAUGGGAAUUUCAGCAUUCUUUACAUUUUUCAGAAAAAAAAAAACCAAAAAUUGGUAGACAUCACUACAGAAAACAACAAAAAUGAAGACCACUGGGGAAUAUAAAUAAAAGCAAAGACAGAAGAGAGAUUAAAAAAAAUAUAUCCUCUCAGAAAGUGGGUAUCACAGAGACUCGGAGGCGAGAGAGAAACUUUUAACCAAAAAGAACCAACCAAACGAACAAAGGAAGCUAAAAUAAAUAACCACAAGAAACUUUUAAAUAAAGAAGAAAGGAUGAAAAUGGGAAUAAAGGGGAGAUCUUUACUUUUCUCUGGUUAAGACAAAAUGGCUCAACCGUCUUUCUCUGUCCUAAAAAAAAAAAAAAAAAAAAAAAUACCUCAUGGAAAGUUGUGUUGAGAAGCCAGGAUUUUAUAAAUGUCAAAGAGACAAAUAAGUAAACCAAAUCAACUGAAGGGGAGGGCAAGAUCAGAAGAUCCUGUAACUUUCUCCCAGAAGUCUGGAAAGCUUUAAAAAUGGCUUCUCAAAACACUUUUUAAUUUUAUUUUAUUUUAUUGUUUUUAAACUUUUUUUUGUACGUUUCUUUUCUUGGUCUUCUUCGUUUUCAUUUUAACUGGAUGGUCUGGGUUUUGGUUUUCUUUUUUUUAAUACGUUGGGUGGGUUAAUUGAUGUUUUGGGAGCUCUUUGAAUGUUUUGUCUUUUAUUUUCAACUCCUGCGAACCAAAGUUUUGCUGUUGCAGAGAAGGAAGUUAGCCAUGGCAUAACUGCAAUCCGGUAGAAAUCAAAAACCAAACAAAAGGACAGCGUUAAAAAAAAAGAAAAACAAGCAAACAACAAAAUAGAGGACUUUGAACCUUUCUUAAAGGACAGAAACAAAAACCCUCAACCUCAUUUUAUCUCCUGCUUUUGCCGUGCUAUAACGUUCAGGUGGGUUUGAGAUAAGAAAAGAAAAAAAAAAUACUGUGAAACUUUCCAAAACAGAAACCAAUCAACAACAACGAAACAACAAAAAACAAACAAACCAGGAAACACCUAGUUUAAAAGAUUGACUUGAAAAAAAAAGAAGUUUUCAUCCCAUUUUGUGCGUGAGUGAGAGAGAACUGCCAAGUAUUUAUUCAGCCCUUUUAAAGAUUUCAGUUACGGUAUAAUGGUGGACAUCUGGGGAAAAAAAAACUGGAGAGAAAUAUUUCUCUCAUUUUCUCUCUCUUUCUCUCUCUCUCUCUCGUGCUACUGAACGUGUUUCUAGGUGGAAUGUAACUGUUUUAGUGAUCUUUGUUAUAUUUCUUUUCAUUUUUACUUUUUUUGGGGGGUAUCUAUUUUUUUUUAAUAGAGAAAAGUCUAUGUUCCGCUUUAUCGCUUCUUACUGUAUGAAGAAAAAAGACAAAAAAAAAAAAACAAACGCUUAAAAGGUUUGCAACCAAAAAAAAAGAUAAAAAGGGAAAAAAACGAAACAAAAAACAACAAAAAAAUACCAAAAACCAAAAUGUGUUUGUUUUUUUUUUUUUUUUUUUUAAAAGAAUUGAUUCUAGACCAAAAAUGACCCUAUCUCCAUGCAUGGAGCUGAGUGGUGGUUGAAUGGCGUGGAGGGAAAACCGUCAAGAUGUAUAGGGCAAGUAAGGAUGUUGGGAAGUAAGUUAGGUUGCUGUCAACCUGGAGACGAGGAGCAUCAGCUUUUUCAGAAAGAUGAAAAAGGUUCAAAAAGGGGGUAGCUGCUUAAUUGCUCCCCUUUUUUUGCCUUCAAAAACCAGCCAAAUGUUUGACCAGAGUGGGACAGAAAAAAAUAGACACAAGCACGUUGUAGCAGUGAUGGCACUCUUAUUUAAGAUUGUCUGGCGUUAGCUUUAGGAAAGGAGAUAUGGGAGAGAAAUGUAAAUCACGGGGACGUCACUAUCUCCCCUCCCAAAUUGGUGAUUAUAUAUAAGACAUAAAACGUAAAACUUAUUUUGGUAUAGGGAUGGUUGAUCCAAAGCAAGACUGCCUGAUCUUUACUUCUAAUUUGGCCGAUGAUUUUAUGCGGCACGAUAGUGUGAAGUCCAUAACCAACUAGGCCUCUCUAAUCCACGUACUACUUCCACUGGCUGGUUUUUUUUUUUUUUUUUUUUUUUAAAGAAGAUGCUUAAAAAAUAGCUGCAUCUCUUUGCCGAGCUGCCCACUCCUAGGAAUUUUAGAACUGAGGAAGGAAGUAAAGUAAAACCAAAGCUGUCAAACCAAAUAUUUGCUCACACGCCUCCGUGCCAGUGCCUGACCCAGGGUUGGGGGGGGGCACAAGGGAGGGAGACAGGCUAGCCACCCCCUCCCUCUCCUUACAGUGCCAAGACAUCCACCACAAGGCUCUUUGGAGAUAGCCCGCCAUAUACCUCAUAUACUUUAAUGAUAAACCAAAUAGAAAAGCUUUAUUAAGGGUGUGUGCCGUACAGGUCUGUUUGGGGCGGUGGGGAUCAGGCGCAGCAUCCCCUCACCCCAUCGGGGGGGGGGGGAAAUCGGCAGGACAGCCCAGGUCCAAUGAAAUCUGAUCUAUUCAGGUGAGCUUCUAGGGUUCUGCUUCAUCUAUCAACCUGGAAAAGGACAACGUGGUUAGGAUGAUGGAACCAUGCUAAGGACUGAAGACUGCAUCCACAAAGACGUGGGGGGAAAAAAAAAA